ACCAAAAUGGCUGAGGCUCACUUCCUUGUCCUAACCUUCCCAUCCCAAGGCCACAUCAACCCCGCCCUCCAAUUCGCCAAGGGCCUCGUCCGUACAGGCGCCCACGUCACCUUCGCCACCAGCGUCUACGCCCACAGGCGCUUGCUAAAAUCCACUCCUCUGGACGGGCUAUCCUACGCCUCCUUCUCCGACGGAUACGAUGACGGCCUCAAUCCCACUGACGACCUCUCCGACUGCAUAGAGCGGUUUAAGGAGGUCGGCUCGCGUGCCGUCCCCGACCUCAUCCGCGCCCUCGCUAACGAUGGCCGCCCCAUCACGUGCGUGGUCUACACCCUCCUCCCAUGGGCUGCUGACGUGGCUCGUAUCAUGGGCAUACCGUCCGUACUCCUCUGGAUACAGCCCGCAGCGCUCUUGUCCCUUUACUACCAUUACUUCCAUGGAUACGAUAAUCUCAUAAAGAGCAUCAGCAGCAGCAAAGACCCUUCUUCUUCAAUAGAAAUACCAGGCUUGCCACUCCUCACCAUAAAAGAGCUGCCUUCCUUUCUCCUCCCUCCCUACAACCACCCUUUCAUCCUUUCUACAUUUGAAGAACUCCUCCGAGUCUUGGAGAAGGAAUCCAACCCCAGAGUGUUUGUGAACACGUUCGACGAGUUGGAAGGGGACGUGAUGAGAGCCGUCGACGAGCUGGAGAUGAUCGGGGUGGGGCCAUUGAUCCCAUCAGCUUUCUUGGAUUCGAGGGAGACGUCGGAUACUUCCUUCGGCGGCGACCUGUUCGAGAAAUCAAGGGGUUACGUCGAAUGGUUGGAUUCGAAAUCGCCUUCUUCAGUAGUCUACGUGUCCUUCGGUAGCAUUUCGGUGCUACUAGAGCAUCAGAUGGCUGAGAUUUUGAAUGGGUUGUUGGAAACCAACCGUCCCUUCUUGUGGGUCAUCAGGGCGGCGGAGAAUGGGGUUGAAACCGAUACUGAUAUCGAGUUCUGGAAGAAGGUGAGAGCGGCGGAGGAAAGGAAACUAGGGUUGGUAGUGUCAUGGUGUUCCCAGGUCGAGGUUCUGUCGCACCCUUCAGUCGGGUGCUUCGUGUCGCAUUGCGGAUGGAACUCGACGUUGGAGAGUUUGUCUGUGGGCGUUCCAAUAGUGGGUUUUCCACAAUGGACGGACCAGCCGACGAACAUGAAAAUGGUGGAGAGUGUUUGGAAGUCGGGCGUGUGGGCCAGGGUUAAUGGAGAUGGGGUUUUGGAAGGUGGAGAGCUGAAGAGGUAUUUGGAUAUGGUGAUGGGAGGAGAGGAAGGAGAAGAGAUGAGGAAGAAUGCUGUGAGGUGGAGGGAUUUGGCGAGGGACGCUGCUGCUAAAGGUGGCUCUUCAUAUAGGAAUAUUCAAGCAUUUGUGGAGGAAGUUGCAGAUAUCCGAUGAUA
Messenger RNA from Magnolia sinica, 1409 nucleotides. RefSeq names its product phloretin 4'-O-glucosyltransferase-like. The transcript has a single exon. Gene Ontology annotation, molecular function: UDP-glycosyltransferase activity. Lineage: Eukaryota; Viridiplantae; Streptophyta; Magnoliopsida; Magnoliales; Magnoliaceae. Bases 7 to 1407 code for a protein of 466 amino acids. The record is from RefSeq and is a predicted model, not a curated record.